AACGCGCAUGUGCAGUUUCUACUUUAAUCCGAUUGGUCCGUUUCAAACUGAAGACCGCGACUGUGCUGUUCUGCUUGACGAGCUCAACGUUGGUUAGCAACACAACAGUUUUACUUGCUUUUAAAACCCAAUGUUCCGAAUAUAACUGCGGCGAUGAUGGAAUCAAGCCUGAACACCAAGGCUUACAAACCUGAGCAGGUAGAGGUCUCACCAGAAUUCCAUGCUUGCUUGGAGACUCAGCCCUCUGAGCAACAAGAACACUUGCAGGUCUACCUCCGCAUCCGACCUUUCACUUCAGCAGAGAGGGAAACUGGAGAGUCUCAGGGCUGUGUUAUCAUCGAGCCCCCUGACACUGUUCUCCUGAAACCUCCCACCUUAGGAAGGCUGAGCACUGACAAAUCACUCCCACAGACUGGACAGCGCUUCCAAUUUUCUAAGGUGUAUAGUCCUGAAACAACACAGGGGGAGCUUUUUGAAGGCACAGUGAAACAUUUUGUUAGGGAUGUUCUGGAAGGGGGGAACUCUCUCGUUUUCACAUAUGGAGUCACCAAUGCUGGAAAGACCUACACGUUUCUAGGUCCAGAUGGUGAAGCUGGUAUCCUACCAAGGUCUCUUGAUGUAAUCUUUAAUAGUAUAGAUGAACAGAUCUUCGCUGGGAUUGAAAUCAAACCUCAGCGCUGCCGAGAGUUCACAAGACUCACCAGAGAGCAGCAGGUAGAGGAAGCGACAUUCAAGAGGAAUCUCUUCAGACAACUCAAAGAGAGUGAGAGGUGCAAUUCCAGCUUGAUGAAUUCCACCAAUAAGACUUUCCUUGAAGGCUCAGUGAUGACAGCAGAAGACAGAAUAAGUCUGGAGAUCGACACACAUACAAAAUUCUCCAUUUGGGUUUCUUUUUGUGAAAUCUACAAUGAGAACAUUCACGACCUCCUGGACGUGCUACCCACCGGGGCCCUGAGGCGGACGGCACUGCGUCUGUCACAGGAUGUCAAGGGCAACGCUUUUGUCAAAGAUCUGCAUUGGGUUCAGGUAAAUAGUGCAGAGGAGGCGUAUAAGGUGAUGAAGCUGGGCAAGAAAAAUCAGAGCUUCUCCUCCACUCGACUCAACCAGCUGUCUAGCAGGAGUCAUAGUAUUUUCUCCAUUCGGAUUUUGAGGAUAGAAGAUAAAGGAACUCCAAGGGUUCACACAGUCAGCGAGUUGUGUCUGUGUGAUCUGGCUGGCUCAGAGCGAUGUGCCAAGACACUCAACAAAGGAGAGCGCCUAAAAGAAGCUGGAAACAUCAACACAUCACUGCUCAUCCUGGGAAAAUGUAUCAACGCACUGAGACACAAUCAACAGCAGGCCAAGCUGAUUCAGCAUGUUCCGUUCCGGGAAAGCAAGCUGACCCACUACCUGCAGGGCUUUUUCUGUGGCAGAGGCAAAGCCUGUAUGAUUGUUAACAUUAACCAGUGUGCCUCCAUGUAUGACGAGACUACUAAUGUCCUUAAGUUUUCUGCUGUUGCACAAAAGGUUGUGGUGCUGCCCACCAGGCUCCUUCCCUUUAUUCCCCAAGCAUCCAUCCCCAUGAGCAAUACCGAGAAGAAAACAAUUCGGAGUAGUAAGGUAGAAGUAGCGGAGAGCAGGAGGAGCACCCUAAUUGUCUGGGAGAGCAGCCUGGAAGACGUACAGGUGGAUGAGAAUGAUGAGUAUGAGGAGGAAACAAGCUUCAUGGAAGAAACUAUGGAUCAGACAGGCAAUGAAGAAGUCAUUAGUGAAGAGACAUGCGAGGCUCAUGUGAAGCUGUUGAAACAGCUGCAGUUACAGCUCAAGACGGAGCGAGAGGAGAGUCUGCUUAUGGAGACACGAAUUAGAGAAGAAAUCAGCAAAGAGUUCUCUGAGCUGUUCUCUGAGAUGCAGAAAGACUACAAUGAACGCCUGGCAAGAGAGAGGGAAAUCUUGGAAGAGCGAGCAGAAAGAAGACUGGAGAUAUUUAAGAAUCUCAUUGACAAAAUGGCAGAAGCAGCACCAAGUCAAGAUGCACAAGCUAUGAACAUCUCUUUGGACUUCUACUCUUCUGAAUUAGCGGAUCUAAAUAAGACCAGUGCUUCCCACAAGUAUCUUGGUCUGCAGGAAGAAAGAACUGAUGCUAUGAAGGAACUGGACACGAAAGUGGUGCAACUGAGUGAGCUCCAGAAUAAAGUCCAUGAGCAGCGAGCUCACAACGGUGAUGCAGGUGGAACAGAAACUGAUAAAAGGAAGCUUUUCCUGCAGCUCCAGGAGAAGUCAUCUGAAGUUGUCCGACUGGAAGAACAAGUGGGAAACUUGCAGAGAGUUGCAGGGGGUAUUUCAAGGGAGGGAGAGCAGCUGCAGGAAGCCUUGGCUGCCCUUGAGAGAGAGAAGAAAGCCAAACAAGACACCCUUGCUGACUUGGCGUACCAGAGAAUGGGAAAAGAGGCGGCUCUGGCAUCCUUGGAGGAGGAGCGAAAGGCAAGGGAGGAGGCUGUUGUCACCAUAAGGCAGUUGAAGCGAAGCAACGAGGAGAUGGCAGCAUCCCUUAAAGAAGCACAAAAAGACAAAGAGAAAAGUAUGGCCAGCCUUGAAGAUGAAAGAAGAGCCAGACAGGAUGCAAUGGCAGCCCUUGCAGAUGUGAAGCAAAGCAGAGAGGAAACACUUGCUGCUCUUGGCGAGGAGAGGAGAGGAAAAGAGGAGGCUCAGUCUGUUCUGGAAGUGGAAAGGAUGGAGAUCAGCAGGCUGGUUAAAGAAAGACGACAAGAGGCUGAAGCACUCCAGCAUCAAGUCAGAGAGCUGACAGUCAAACUGGAAGCCAAGGAGCAUCAGGUGGUCUGUGAGCGGAAGAGAGCCGACCAGGCUCUAGCACAGCUGGACGGGCGUUCAAAGGAGAUCCAGGAGAAAACAUCUGAGAUCCACGAACUGACGCACGAAGUUGAAGCUCUGAAACAAAAACUGCAGAACUCUGCAGCCUCCUGUGGAGAUGUCAGAGAUCGGCUAAAAGAGGACUUGUGUGAUCUUAAGAAGCAGCUAGCUGAGGAAAAGGACAAAUGUGAAAGCAUGCAUAAACAAUCUCUGCAGUUGGAGCAUGAGCUAAAACAGACAAAAGAAGAGUUGCUACACAAGCAGCAGGUCUUUGACCAGCAGCUCGAACAGUUCACAGAGAAGCUUAAUCAACAGGAGAUUGCUUUAAAACAAGUUGAAGGGCUGAAAAAGACGCUUCAGCAGCAAAAAGAGAUGAUGCAGCAUCCAUCUGAUGAGCUUAGAGCUAAACUUGAACUCCAAGACGAGACGUCAAAAGAAGUAGAACAACUCAAAGCAAAGCUUGACGAACAAGCUCAAGCCACGAGAAAGCAGAUGGAGGAGCUAAAUGAUAGGCUGAAUGAACAAAAGGUUGUGUCACAACAGCAGAUGGAGUUGAAAAGCAAACUUGCUGAACAAAAAGAAACCUCUGACAAACUGUUGGAUGAUCUAAAACGAAAGCUGGCUGAGCAGGUGCAAAUGGCUGAGCUGCUCAAGGUGGAACUACAAGAGUCAAAGUUAAAAGGUUCAGAUGCUGACUCUGCUGCUGAAGAGCUUCAGAAGUUGAACUCUGAUCUGCAGACUGAAGUUGCUUCCCUGAGGGCAAAGAUGUCCAGUGUGGAGGAAAGAAAAGAAUCUACUCACAAAACUGAAGCUCAGCUAGCCCGCUUAGAGACAGAGAGAGUGCUAAGACAAGAGAACAAGCAGAUGGAAGAGAAGCUAGCAGAGGUGCAAAAAGCUUCAGGGCAGAGAGAAGCAGACCUGCAGAAAAUGCUGCUGGAAAAAGAAGCAUUGGUGACAUCCCUGCAGAAGAGUUUGCGGAGAGCAGAGGAGCGGCGGGGGGAGGAGGACAGCCAGGCCGUCCAGGAGGCCCGGCGCAUAGAGGUGGAAAGGCGCAGGGAGCUGCUGGCUGUGGCACACGAGGCCAUCGCUCAAAAGGAUGCAGAGCUGGAGAAAAAGGCGGAGGAGAUCAGCAGACUAAAAGAAAGUACCAAACAGGAUGCUGAGAGAGUCAAGAGCCUCAGCCUCGACCUUCAGAGGAAAGAGGAUGAUGUAUCAGACCUCAAAGAGAAGCUGGCUGACUACAAGAAGCAGAUUCAGCAGAUCCAAAAAGAGAUCUCAUCCAUGAGAGAAGAGGAGAAGGUUUUGAGGCAGAAGCUGGUAGACACAGAAAAAGUUAAGAAGCAGCUUCAGCUGGACCUCACCACCAGAGACAGAACUAUCCAGCAGCUGAAAGUGGAACAGUCAUCUGACAUGAAGUCUGACCAGACACUUCAGCUGUACCAGAAGGCCUGUGAAGAACUUAAAACCAAAGAGCGUGUGAUGGAGGACAUGCGCUUGGCUCUGACCGAGCAGGAGGAGACGCAGGAGCAGAUGGAGCAGGUCCUGGAGGAGAAACUCAACCACAUCCAAGAGCUCUGCAGAGAGGUGGAAAAACUCAAAGGGAUUUUACUGCAGCAGGACCAUGGACAAAACACGCAACACAUGGACAACCCUUCAGAUGACCUCAAACUGGCCAAGGAGGCAGCUGCUCACAACCUAGAAAACCUGAAGCUGUCUAGAGAGAAACACCAGGCGGAGCGCAAGAAGUGGCAGGAGGAGAAGCUGUACCUGAUUGGCCAAGCAAAAGAAGCUGAGGACAAGAGGAACCAGGAAAUGAGGAAGUUUGCUGAAGACAGAGAGCGCUACACUCGGCAGCAGAGCCAGUUGGAUUCCUUGUCCUCCCAGCUUUCGGAGAAGGAGCAGACGAUGGAGAAAUGGAGGAAAGAGCGAGAUACUCUGGUAGCAGCUUUGGAGGUCCAGCUUAAGAAGCUUCUGUCCAGCCAAGCAGAGAAAGACAGUGUGAUCCUACAGCUACGACAGAAUAGCUCCCAGUUACCACAGGAGAGAGCUGAUGGUAAUGGUGGCGUUGGAGUGGCAGAGCUGCAGUCUGCUUUGUGUGAGAAGGAGGCAGAGAUCCUGCGACUGAAGGAAGAGCUCACGGCCUCGUCAGCCAAGAGGGGGGACGCAGUCACACAAGUAUUGCUGACUAAAAGCACUGAGACUGCUGCUUCUCUGAUCCAUCAACCCCAGAGUGAAACCAUUAACAGGAAGUCUGCAGGAAGAAGAGCUGCCAGAGCGUCAGCCAGCAGUCAGGGUUCAUCUGGCUAUCCGUCAGUGCUGGACUCCUCUGAGAUCUCCACAGAGAACGGCAAGACGAGCCGCUUCCCACAGCCGGAGCUGGAGAUCUCCUUCAGCCCUCUGCAGCCGAACCGCAUGGCCCUGCGACGUCAAGGAGAGGAGAAUGCAGUCACCGUCAAAAUCACCCGCUCUGCACGCAAGAGGAAGAGCACGGAGAUGGAGAAGUCUCACAUUUUCAGGAGGAGUAAGCGGCGCACAGCACUUGAGGAAGAAGUUGAGGCACAGAACCGAAGAAACACCAGAACCAAACUGACCCCAAAGUUGACCCCACACCAGGAGGAGAUUCCCUCCCCAGCAGGACGCCAUGACUCUCAGAGCAGCAUCCGCAGCAGAACAGAGGGAACGCUGCAGAAAAUCGGAGACUUCCUGCAGAGUUCUCCCACGCUGCUCGGCUCUAAAGCCAAAAAGAUGAUGAGUCUGGUGAGCGGACGGGCUGAUGCAGCUUCAGCAUCGUCGUCAUCCCUCAGACUCAGAGCCAAGAAGAGCAAAAAGAAACUGUACAGACCGGAAAUCUCCUCCCCCAUGGACAUGCCCUCCCACCCAGUAAGCCGCUCACACACUCCUUCAUGCAGCUUGGUUUAGAUCUGUUCUUCCCUCUGACUGAAACUCAGUGUCACUCCUGGUUUGCUACGCAGCACUGUUUUAUUAGCAUCAUUUGAGCUUAAAAGCUUGUGUCUGUUCCUGUUCUUUGUCGUCUAAUGGUCUAAAUUAGGUGCUUAGUCUUGUGAUUGGUGGUUGAGUGUGUGUCUGUGCUUCAAAUUAUCAGCCGGGAGCCAGAAGAGAAGGAGAGCGACCACCAGAUCAUUAAGAGGCGCCUUCGCUCUAGAAUUGCUAAAUAAUCUUCAUACAGCCCAAUGUGAAUACACACUACUGCUAGUCCAUCCUUUUACAGGUUUGACCCAUGUACAGCUGCUCUGUUCAACAUGAAGUUUUGCUCUAUUAUGCACUUUUCUGUUAUGCUGUCAUUCAUUCUGCCUACAGCCUGGAGAUGGUAGUAGCUCAGAAACUUGUGUCAUCAUCAUCUUCUUGUAUAGAAUAAAAGGAGACCUGUUCAUAUCUGCGUUGAUCCUCCACCUCCAGCACAGAGCAGCACUCCUGCACCUGUAAACCUAAAGUACAGACUCACUGCUCAACCAGUGGAAUGAGUCAACGUCCUUUGAUCAGUAGUCGUUUUUUUGUUUAUUAUAUUUUGUAUCACAAAUCUGCAUGUGCAAUAUUUACCACUACAGAUAUUAACACUGAUUCAUACUCCAACAAUGUAGCCAAGCUGUAUAAAGCGAAAAUGAUGUGUAACAAGUAGAGAAAAUAAACCUAGCUGCUAAUUUAUCAA
Betta splendens (Siamese fighting fish) is the source of this 6517-nucleotide messenger RNA. Its product is annotated as kinesin-like protein KIF20B. Gene Ontology annotation, molecular function: ATP binding; microtubule binding; plus-end-directed microtubule motor activity. NCBI's taxonomy places the organism in Eukaryota, Metazoa, Chordata, Actinopteri, Anabantiformes, Osphronemidae. The record is from RefSeq and is a predicted model, not a curated record. The transcript has 34 exons. Gene Ontology annotation, cellular component: spindle microtubule; nucleus. Bases 154 to 5769 code for a protein of 1871 amino acids. Gene Ontology annotation, biological process: regulation of apoptotic process; mitotic spindle assembly; microtubule-based movement.